Molecule: messenger RNA, 228 nt
Organism: Didymodactylos carnosus
Lineage: Eukaryota; Metazoa; Rotifera; Eurotatoria; Philodinida; Philodinidae
Source: the annotation of a GenBank genome assembly
AUGACUACAAUUAAAGUAGAAAUGGUUAACAAUACAAAUGAUGAUUCAUUAACAACAAAUCAAACAAAAUCAUUCAUUGUUACAAAAAUUUUAGAUAAUUUACUCAAAGGUUAUGAUCGUCAAAUACGACCAAAUUUUGGAGAAGGACCUAUUGAAAUUCUAUUUGAUAUAUUGGUAAAUAGUUUUGGUCCCAUUUCCGAUAUUGAUAUGGUUAGUGAUAAAAAAUAA